Molecule: messenger RNA, 1377 nt
Organism: Rotaria socialis
Lineage: Eukaryota; Metazoa; Rotifera; Eurotatoria; Philodinida; Philodinidae
Source: the annotation of a GenBank genome assembly
AUGACUGAUACUACAAUGACUGAUAACCAUUCGAUUUAUCAGAAUAAUGAUACUAACGACAAUUCAAACGUAACUGAUAAUAGCGACGAAAAAAUGAAUGGCUCCGAAAAUGGAUCAGAAGAUAAAACACAACAAUCUUAUGACAAACUGCACGAUACGCCAAGUCAUGUUACUAAUGGUGUUAAGCGACAGAAAAACCGAUUUUGCUCAUCAUCAAUGAAUCAGCUCGGGGGUGAAUUUAUUAAUGGUCGACCAUUACCAACUGAUACACGUGAACGAAUAGUUGCAUUAGCUGAAAAUGGUGUACGCCCAUGUGAAAUAAGCCGUCAACUUCAAGUGUCACAUGGUUGUGUUAGUAAAAUAUUAAAAAGAUAUCGACUAUUUGGUACAACUCAUCCUGGUUUAAUUGGCGGUUCGAAGCCGAAAGUAGCAACACCUGAUGUCGUCCGACGUAUACGUGAAUACAAAGGAAAUAAUCCUCAAAUAUUUGCUUGGCAAAUUCGUGAAAGUCUUCAAAAAGAAGGCAUAUGCCCAGCAGAUAAACUUCCAAGUGUAUCGUCAAUAAAUCGAAUUGUUCGUAGUAACCGACGGAUCGUUUUUAAUAAUGACGGCAGUAUCACAGAACUUGAUUCCGAUUUCGAUUCACGCGAUGGAAGCGAUAAUGAGAAUGAAAAUUUAAUUAAAUGUGAAACAAAUCAUGUUUCAUCAUCGUCAUCGCCGUCGUCUGUUAGUUCAUCGUCGCCUCGUUCGACUAAUAUUCGUCAUCGUGGUGAUUGUCGUUGUGACGCUUGUAUAAAGAAAUAUAAAUUUGCGCCAUCAUUAAAUAGUCUAGCGAAAAAUCCAUCGAAUAAAUCAACAAUAUCGGAUAAUGGGGAUAUUCAAAUAAAUGAACAUGACUCGAACAGUAUUUCCAAUGAUGAUGUCACUAAACAAAUAAUAACAAUAGCAUCACCACCGCCACCUGCAAAACAUUGUGCUCUAAAUGCUCCAGCAAUAAUCGAUGAUAUUAAACCAUUAGAUCUUUCGAUAUCGUCCGUAGUUCAAACACCCAAACAACAAACUGAACAACCAUUAAAUCUCUGUUCGAAACGUAAACGACAACAGCCCGUUAGUUUAUCGGCGGCGAAACGAAAUAAUAGCUCAUCAUCAUCAUCGGCAACGACGACAGUGACAAAUUCAACAACGGCUACAGCCGCCGCCGCCGCUGCAGCGGCAGCAGCAUCGUCUAUGUUUAUUCCAUUCUAUGCUAUUUCACCAUUUUUUGAUCCUACAACAACAAAUCAACAAGAAAUGUUUCAACAAUUUCAAGCAUUUUAUUUACAAUUACAACAACAACAACAGAAACUAGCGAAUGAAACGACUAGAAAUAAUGAAUGA